AUGUAUAAGCUAUUGGUAGCUAAUAAGGAUCAGAUAGUUGAUAUAUUUCAAGAAUUUGUUAUAUCAGAUGAAGAUAGACCAUGGAGAUUAGCAUCAUUAAAUCAUAAUUAUUCAAAUAUUGCUGAAGAAGAUUGGUGUAGUGCAGAAGAAAAUACAAAUGUUGUUGAGUUAGCAUAUGCUGAUGCUAAUCGAGAAAAAAUUCAAAUGAGUUUAUUGCUUGCAAUUAGAAAUAUAUAUUGUUAA
This is a messenger RNA of Dentiscutata erythropus, 243 nucleotides long. The record is from the annotation of a GenBank genome assembly. NCBI's taxonomy places the organism in Eukaryota, Fungi, Glomeromycota, Glomeromycetes, Diversisporales, Gigasporaceae.